This is a messenger RNA of Macadamia integrifolia, 667 nucleotides long. RefSeq names its product dirigent protein 23-like. The record is from RefSeq and is a predicted model, not a curated record. Lineage: Eukaryota; Viridiplantae; Streptophyta; Magnoliopsida; Proteales; Proteaceae.
UAGUGUCACAGAGAGAGAGAGAGAGAGAGAGAGAGAGAGAGAUGGGAAAACUUGCAGAGGCAACAUUUUUACUUUUCUUCAUAAUUGUAGCAAUGGCGUUGGGUGGCAGCGAAGCCGAGGACUGGCACAAGAGCGCAGUAAGGGUAGAAAAGGAAGAAGAGAAGGCGACGGAGCUGCACUUCUUCUUCCACGACACGGUUAGUGGAAAGCAGCCCAGCGCGGUGAGGGUGGCUCAAGCGAUGGACUCGGAGGAAUCGCCAACCCUCUUCGGAGUGUUGAUGAUGGCUGAUGACCCAUUGACGGAAGGCCCAGAACCGAAUUCCAAGGUUGUGGGCCGAGCCCAGGGUUUGUAUGGCUCGGCUGGGCGAGAGCUGGGACUGAUCAUGGCCAUGAACUAUGGUUUCACGGAUGGGGUUUAUAACGGUAGCAGCCUAAGCAUUCUGGGUCGGAACUCGGCAUUGCAUCCGAUCCGGGAGAUGCCGAUCGUCGGGGGAACGGGUCUGUUCCAGAGGGCUCGAGGGAUCGCCCUGGCUAGGACCUAUUGGUUUAAUGAGACCAAUGGUGACGCCAUAGUUGAGUAUAAUGUUACAGCUUUUCAUUAUGGAGUCUCAUAACUAUUAUUUAUCGUGAGAUAUCAAAACAAUAGUAAAAGUGAAUUUAGCCUUUA